AUAAACAAUACAUAAUGAACAAUCCAAAUUUAUAUUCUACUGCAAAUGCAAUGCAAAAAUAUGAUGCAAAAUUACUGAUAGAUAAUUAUUUUAACAAUAUCAAAUGGUUGCCAAAUGGUGGCGAUAUUUCAUUAGAUAUUGGUUGUGGCGAUGGAGGAGUAACAUACGAGUUUUUAUUAAAUAAUAUGCCAAAUAAUGCUGAGAAAAUAAUUGGUACAGAUAUAUCAGAACAAAUGAUAAUGUAUGCUAAUGAAUAUUAUCAGCAUCGGAAAUUGAAAUUUGAAUAUUUGGAUAUUAGUUCAAAAACAUUAUCGGAACAAUUUAUUGGUAAAUUUGAUCAUGUAUUCUCAUUGAAUUGCUUACAUUGGGUUCACGAUCAAAGGCAAGCUUUUCAAAAUAUUUAUGAUUUAUUGAAGUCAAAUGGAGAUAUGCUUGUUUCGUACGUAGCUAGUAGUCCAGUAUUUUCAAUUUAUGAAACUCUUUCGAAACUAGAUAAAUGGAAAUCAUAUAUGCUGGAUUACACCAAAUAUAUAUGCCCGUAUCAUAAUAAUUUGAAUACCGAAGAGGACUUAACAAAAUUAUUAGAAAGUAUAGGAUUUGAAGUUGUCAUAUGUAAAUGCGAAAAGCGUCAAUUUGUUUACAAAGAUUUAGAAUCUUGGAUAAAUUUCAUAAAAACGGUAAAUCCAUUCCUGAAUCGUAUACCAGAAUCGAAUCGAAAUGAAUAUAUUGAUCAGUUUUUAGAAGAAUGCAAAAAACAUGGAGUAGUCGUACCAAAUAAUGUGAAUGUUACCAAACCAUAUGACGAACUUAUUGUGUACGCCCAGAAAAAAAUUUAAUACUGAAAAAUACACACUACCUCAAAACAGCGUAUAUUACAAGAUUUUAUAAAUUUAUAAAUCCAUUUCUUAUAUUCGCUUACCAGACAGUAAAUCGAAACAUGAUGAAUAUAUAGAUGAGCACAUUGCAAAAAGGAUAAUAUGUGGAAUUCCAAAAAGUAGGUUUUUGGAGUUAACCAUCCGUAUGUGAAUCUUACUGUGUACCUUAAAAAUACGCAAUCUACUGACCGUUUUUGUACUAUAAUAUAAUUUAUGUAAAGAUAUCCCUAACAGAAAGCUGGAAAGGGUAUGUAAACGGCAUGCAGUUUAAACAAAAUUGUGUAAUUUAUACCUAUGUACAUGAAAUAAACGCUAUUGAUAUAUUGA
Molecule: messenger RNA, 1202 nt
Organism: Chrysoperla carnea
Lineage: Eukaryota; Metazoa; Arthropoda; Insecta; Neuroptera; Chrysopidae
Product: juvenile hormone acid O-methyltransferase-like
Exons: 3
Coding region: 15-836 (273 amino acids)
Source: RefSeq, a predicted model, not a curated record